Messenger RNA from Ruditapes philippinarum (Manila clam), 5308 nucleotides. Its product is annotated as protein TALPID3-like. Lineage: Eukaryota; Metazoa; Mollusca; Bivalvia; Venerida; Veneridae. The record is from RefSeq and is a predicted model, not a curated record. The transcript has 30 exons. Gene Ontology annotation, cellular component: ciliary basal body; centriole. The coding region runs from base 114 to 5174 and encodes 1686 amino acids. Gene Ontology annotation, biological process: smoothened signaling pathway.
CAUCAGGCCACGGUCUCCAACAGGGGGCGCCAGUGAACGGACACGAGGCGCCGGAUAAACCGAAAGAUGAAGAUAUACAUAUAUCCGAUUUUAAACUUACAGAUAAACAGAAAAUGGCCAAAGAAACGUUUGCAAGAAGGCAAGGUGGACCAAUCAGACGCGUUGUACAGCCUAGAAUAGUUGGCCAUGACAGUAAGGGUAGUACUACCUCCAGUACAGGAGAGCUGAAAUCCCAGCAGCCUCAGCUAGGGCAGGCCAAUGAUCAAGUUCUUACAGCUGCUGCAGCUGCCAGUGCUGCUGUUGCUGCUACUCAACCAUUCUUAAAGGCCCAGCAAGAUAUGGAAUUAAAGAUGGCUGAAGUGUUGGCUCGGAUAAAUGAGUUACAGAGUGGCGGAUCAACACAGAAAGCAACGAUGUCUCAGACAGAUCAGGAUCGUGUACGUCAACUGGAGAAACAAAUAGCUGAUAUGACUGACAAAAGAAUAGAGUAUAUGGAGAGAUUGCAAGAACAACAAAUGGCCAUGCAGGCAAAACUGCUUUCCAUGACGAGGGAAACAAAUGGUAGACCAUAUCAGCCAAGGUCAUACAGUCCUGAGUCUCGUUUCUCAUCUGCACCUAAUAAGGCUUUCUCCAAGACAACUGUUACCAGGCAACCACCAAAUGUUGGAGAUUAUUCAAAACACAGUGCCCAUGACCUUGAAGAGUCAGCCUCACCUUUGGAUACUCCUGCACCUAGAGCAAGGGCACCAAGACCUACCAUCUAUGAUACAUCGGAUAUAGAAUAUAGGGUUGGAAGGGCAAGGUCACCAAAAGCAAGGUCGCCAAAGGCAAGGUCACCAAAGGCAAGGUCACCAAAAGCAAGAUCUCCAAAACCUAGAUCAAGGUCACCAGUAAAGGAGAAAUUAGAUCGUGGAAUAUUACAUCAAAUAUUGGCGUCUGCUGACUCCCCAGCUAGAGAUAACUAUGGCAUUUGUAGACCCCCAGCACAGCAUGAAAGAAUUCCAGAUGUAUGUGAGUCACCAAAUGUUAAAAAGGCCAAAGAUCUAAUCCAAGAUUUGUCCCAUAUCAAAGACCAGGUGAAAGAUUUGGUAGAGGAGAAGGAAAACUGGAAGAUCAUCACCAAGGAUAAUAGUAUUCUAGUUCAACCAGAAGUGGGUAAGCCUGAUAUAAGUCAUUCCAGUCAUCUGGGUCCUUCACCCUUGGACAGCUAUCUGCGAUUACCAGAACAGAGUGCAAGUUCCCCGUACAAGUCUGUGCCAGAUUUAUCCUUCAAUAAGAUAAACGCACCAGUCCUGCCCGGCUUCCGAGAUGCUGAAAAUAUAUUACAGCAGGUGCAAAAGAACCGAGGGUACUUAGAGUCGAACUUCGAGGCAGUCAUGCGCGCCAGACAAGAAGUUGAGGUAUACAGCAUGCUCGAAGCUGUAUACAAUGACAGUACUGACCAAGAGAAAGUGAGAAUACAGAAAAUGGUGGACAAAUCUAUACAACGGUUAAGAAGGGAGGUUGAGCGCGAGGUCACAGAUGAUAUGGUGAUAUCGGAGAUCAAGAAAAAAGGGGCAACUACUGUUCCAGGGGCCGUAAAAAUGCCAGAGCCUGUGGCCGCCCCGAAACAGGGUCAGAAAUAUGGUAUUAGAGGAAGGCUACAACCAAAAGUGGAACCUAAAGUGGAACCAAAGAAAACGGUAGCAAAGAAACCGGCCAAAGAGGCUGUUCAUAAGUUCUAUAGGCCGCCUCCAAAGAGAAAGUCAGUGUUUGAGGAUGAAGAAGCCAUGACAAGGAUCUACGGGAAAGCUUCCUACCAGAAAGGACGGACAACGGUGAAAGACCCAUACCUUCACUACCAGAACACAGCAAAACAGAAACCUUCCAGACCCGCAGGUUAUGCUGAAGUGAAAGGUACAGAAAUGAUGUCGUCAAAGACUCAAACAGCAAGUGGUGGUGUAAGGCAGUUCUACUUUAACCCUGCCACAGGAACGUAUAUACCCAUAGCAUCCAGUGCCGCUGCAGCACCCAUACCUGGUCAGUUGAUUCCCAUGGCAGUACCUCUAGGAGGUCCAAGGAUGGAUGUUGGUCUAACAGUGCCUUCCAGUAUGACCUCUACACCUGGCCCAGUGACCUUUAACCCUAUAUCUCAGGUGACAGCAGACGGCAAUGUUUCCAUGGUUUCUAUGGGAAUGGUGGAUGAGGAUAAGAAGAAUAGACCGGAACUAGGAAAACAGGUAUUGCCUGCGGUAGAUAUUGACACAGAUAUUUCUGAACUAUCAGAGAUCAUGGAGGAAGGACCCAUCUCCCCAGUCAGGUCAAGGACACCGGAAUCGAAAUCUAAGAAGCACGUUCAUAUUGUCUCGCCCCGUGGCACGCCCAACAAGACACCGGGAAAAUCGCCAAACAAGCCGCAUUAUGAAGUUGUAUACCACGAGGAACCAGGCUCAGAUGAAGGAGAGAAAGUAGAGGAAGAAGAAAGCAUCACAAUAUCUCAACCUGCUAUCACUCAUUCUAGCAAUAAUCAAAAUCAUAGUGUAAGCUCUAUGUAUCCUGUCCUUCCAUCUGUCUGUGUGUGGUUGUGUACCAGUAAAAACCAAAGUCCUGAAGAACAAUAUAAUGGACCUGCAUUCCCGCCAAAAUUGCCGUCUGCUGAUAGGCAGUUGACCUCUGACCUUAUAGCAGAAGAUAUAAGAAGAAGAGAUCUUCUUCAAAACAAAGCCACUGAAUGGAUAGAGCAAGAGUUGAUGGCCAGGAUUAUUACUGAGGUUUACCCGCUCAGAGACAUAGAGGAGCCUCAUGACCUCAGCCAUGUUGUGUCAGAGGCAUCCGAGGACAGUAUGGCAGAAGAGAAGGAAAAAUCUAUGUUUGUUAUGGACACUAUUGGACAUAGAGGGAUGCAGCUAUUUAUAGAUGCUGGUUAUCCAGUAGAUAACAGCCUGGUUAACAAGCUGGUAGAAGAGGUCUUGCAAGAGAAGGUGCGAACCAUGCUUGGGCAGAGACCAGAUGCUGAGGAUCAAACCCAGGUCAGGGGACAUCCUAAGGUCACUCAAGAUGGUCCUGAAUGGGAAGAACCCGUUUCAGAAGGAAUAGAAGAACCAUCUGUGCACCAGGAUUAUAUUUAUACACCGGAACCAACCCCACGGGCAACUCCCAUGUCAUCUCCACCUAGACGGCAUUCACCGGCCCCGACACCCAUUGCCUCACCCCCUGUAACCCCAAGGAUGGCACAGGAAGUGAUUGAACCCGUAGAGCCACCAGUGCCAGUGGUCCAGCAACCUAUCGUACAAUAUGUGGAACCAGAAUCUGAGCCAGAAAGUUCCGCCUCCUAUGAUAUAAAGGAGGAGUUAGAUAGACUUGCUGGAAAACUACAGCCAGAUUUAAGCAUUGGUGCCAGUAUUCAGUCCAGACAUGAAAUAGCCACGCCACCGGAAUCGCCCAAACCUGAACCAGAACCCAUACUGCCAGCGCGGCCCCUAACACCUCCACAACUCUCCCCUAGAUCUAUACAUGAGGAACCUUUCAUGAUAUCACAGAAUGUUGUGCCAGCUGGUGCCAGUAUGGAUCAAACUCCAUCUAGAAUCUCAAAGACUAAAACAGAGUCACCAAAGUCGGCCACAUCACCCCAAGUUACAGAGUUGGCAGAGGAGGAGCUAGCUGAAGAUCAGCCUAAAGCUGUUGUAUUUACUGUUGCCGAGACUCAGACAGACAAGGUAGAGGAGCAGAAGCCCAGGACCCGGUCACCGUCGCCAGCCAAGCCGAAAAGCCGGUCACCAUCUGAGUCUAGUUACACAGAAUCAUCAUCUAUAUCAGAUACUUUCAAUGAAUGUGUGUCAGAGGGCCAGUGGCUUAUCAACAAGAGUGAUGGUGAAGUGGCUGAUUUCCCUAUUGAUGAAGUUGCUGUAAGGGACAGAAUGUUACGUAUGUCACAUAGAAGAGUUGAUGUAAGCUCGGCUAGUACAUGGAAAGAUACUGAUGAUGUUGAUUUGGAAGAAGCGGACAUGUCCCGUAGUGAGGGAGAGUUUCUGUACCGGACCGAAUUUCCACCGGAGAAAGAUCCGGUGUUAGACAUGCUGGCACGGCUACAGAGUGCAGCCCCGCAAUACGGAAUGUAUCAGAUGUCAAACAAACAGGUGACAGAUGUUCUUGGAGCAACAGGUAAAAGUGAGGGAGAGGUGAUCCGAGUUGUUCCAGCCAGCGAGAGACAAUACAUACCUGAACGAGAUGUAUCGCAGCCGUCCCCAAAACGUAGCAAAUCUCCACGAACUAGGUCACCACAAGGUGGCGCUUCAUACAAGAGAGGUUCUUCACCAACAGGAGGGGCUUCUUACAAGAGAGGAGCAUCUCCACCAGGAGGAGCCUCCUACCAGAGAAGUGCGUCUCCACCGGGACGUGGUGGACAUUCUAAAAAACAGUCACAAGUUUUUAGGACACAGUCUCCCACCCGUGUAUCAUUUGAAGGGGACUUUAAUGACCAGCAGAGAUCUGUAAGUCCCACCAGAGGCAUUCUGAAACGCAGCUCCUCAUUUGAUAAUAAUUAUCAAGGUCAACCAAUGAGAAGAGAGGAUACUGAUGUUCCAGUGAGGGAUUCUGGGAGGUCACACACACCAACAGGAAGGUUAACACAAGGUGGCAGGCAACCACAAGGCAGAGGCAUGAUUGGUGCAGGAGCAAGAACAGCAUCUCCAGGAGGAAAAUCAUCAAUGCGUAGGCCUCCACAAGUGAUUAAAUCAUCUACUAUGCCAGAAACAAGGAGUUCUGGUGCCCGGCUGGUUAAUGCGAGAACAAGUUCUGAGGACUACAGGGACUCCUUUGAUAACACAGGAGGUCAGAGUUACUAUGGAAGUGACUAUGGCACCAGAAAUAUGACACCAGACCAGAUGAAUGUGGAUGCUCUCAUCCAAUCAGGAUACUUGUCUCAAAGUUUCAGCCAAUCAGAGAAUGGUGGCAGGCAAACCGGCCAAUCAUCUUUGAAAAGUUCUGGUGAUGUGCGUCUCAGUCGAGCAUCAGCUAGCGGUCGGUCGCUCGGUUAUUCUUACGGUACAGAGGGGUCCAUCAGCAUGUCGGAGCUUCAAAGGUUGGCAACAGACGGUACAGGAAAGUUGCAGAUGUCACUAACUAUACCAGGGACCGACCUGGAAGAGAGCGACCUGUCUGAGAUAGAUAUAACUGAUGGAGGAAAUAGAAGAUAGACUUUAAAUUAACAAUGAUCAUAAUUUGAGAUUGUAGAGUAAUCUCAUUCUUAGCUGUCUUCGGUUGAUUUUUAGGUUAUAUCUAAAUUUAUUUACUUUUGCUAUAUUAAUUAUGAUGAAAAACUUGACUUUUU